This is a messenger RNA of Suricata suricatta (meerkat), 4003 nucleotides long. RefSeq names its product leucine rich repeats and guanylate kinase domain containing (gene LRGUK). The record is from RefSeq and is a predicted model, not a curated record. NCBI's taxonomy places the organism in Eukaryota, Metazoa, Chordata, Mammalia, Carnivora, Herpestidae. The coding region runs from base 26 to 4003 and encodes 1325 amino acids. The transcript is spliced from 16 exons. Gene Ontology annotation, cellular component: cytosol. Gene Ontology annotation, molecular function: protein binding; GMP kinase activity.
UGCCGAGAGAGAUCCCCAGGGGUCGAUGCCUUCCUCUCUCCAGGGCAGUCCACGACAUGAAACCCAGUCGAUAUCAUUGAGCUCAGAAAAAAAGCGUCAGUCGUGCUGGUCUUUUUCCCCCAUGGGACAGAAGCCGAAAGAGACUUUGCACAAAGCCUCCUCCUACCUGCUCCAGCGGCUCAUUCACCGCUCUGUGGAGUCGGACGCGGACGGAGAGGACUUCGAGGACGAGGGCGAAGUGGAAUCCGAGGAGUCCUCAGAGUCCGAGAUGCCGAAUUUGGAGGAGGAAUUUGAUGGGGUCCUGAGAGAGGAGGUCGUGGCCGAUGCCCUUCACCAGUUGGGGCGCUCAGGCUCAGGCACUGAGCAGGUCUAUCUCAACCUAACUUUAUCGGGUUGUGAUUUAAUUGACAUUAGCAUUCUCUGCGAAUAUGUUCACCUACAGAAGUUGGAUCUUUCAGUAAAUAAAAUUGAAGAUUUGUCUUGUGUGAGUUGUAUGCCUUAUCUUCUAGAACUUAAUGCUUCUCACAACAAACUGACUACAUUCUUCGAUUUCAAGGCACCCAAAAAUCUCAAGAAGGUGGAUUUUUCCUGCAACCAGAUUUCUGAAAUGCAUGAUUUGUCGGCUUACCAGGCUCUCACUAAACUAAUUUUGGACAGCAACAAGAUAGAGGAAAUCAGCGGGCUUGAGCUGUGUGGGGCCCUGAUGCACCUGAGUCUGGCCAACAACAAGAUCACGUCAAUUAACGGCUUAGGCGUGCUGCCAAUCAAAAUUCUUUGUCUGAGCAAUAACAAGAUUGAGAAGAUCACUGGUUUGGAGGACCUAAAAGCCCUGCAGCUCGUCGAUCUGUCCCACAAUAAGAUCAGUAGCCUCCAGGGCUUAGAAAAUCAUGACUUCCUGGAAGUGAUCAACCUCGAGGAUAAUAAGAUUGCUGAGCUGAGUGAGAUAGAAUACAUUGAAAAUCUACCUCUCCUUCGAGUUGUCAGCUUUUUAAGAAAUCCAAUUCAGGAAAAGUCUGAGUAUUGGUUCUUCGUGAUUUUCAUGCUCCUGCAAUUAACAGAAUUAGAUCAGAAGAAAAUUAAAGUGGAAGAGAAGGUUGCGGCAGUGAAUAAAUACGACCCUCCCCCAGAAGUGGUCGCAGCGCAAGAUCACCUGACCCAUGUCCUCAACAGCGUGAUGCAGCCACAGAGGAUCUUCGACAGCACUCUCCCUCGCCUGGACGCCCCUUACCCCAUGCUGGUGCUGACCGGUCCUGAAGCCUGUGGCAAACGAGAGCUCGCUCACCGCCUCUGCAGACAGCUCAGCACUUACUUCCGCUAUGGGGCCUGUCACACCACAAGACCACCUUACUUUGGAGAAGGGGAUCGAGUCGAUUAUCAUUUCACCUCUCAAGAAGUCUUUGAUGAAAUGGUAAACAUGGGGAAAUUCAUCCUAACAUUUAAUUACAGUAACCACAAUUACGGACUAAGUAGGGACACCAUAGAAGCCAUCGCAAGAGACGGCUUAGCGAGCUGUGUUCACAUGGAAAUAGAAGGUGUAAGAAGUUUGAAAUAUUCCUAUUUUGAGCCUCGAUAUAUCCUCGUGGUACCCAUGAACAAGGAAAAAUAUGAGGGAUACUUGCGAAGAAAAGGAUUAUUCAGUCGUUUAGAGAUUGAAUUUGCUGUCUCCAGAGUGGACCUUUAUAUUAAAAUCAAUCAGGAGUUUCCAGGAUAUUUUGAUGCAGUGAUCAAUGCAGAUGACCUGGACGUUGCCUACCAAAAGCUGAGCCAUCUCGUCAGAGAGUACCUUGGAUUGUCUGAGGAACCAUCCAAGAAUUUGGCUCCAACUGCAGCAGGAGCUCUCUCUAGCAAGAAGACCUCCUCUGGGGUGCCAGCACACCUGGUUCCGUCCCCAAGGCGCUUGGCAAAACUGCAAGCAGAUGGCCAGUUAACUGAGCAUCACUCUGGAAUGCAGAUUCACGCGCAGGUCCCUGAACACCCGAACCCAGCUCCCUCCCAGAGCCAGGCGCUGACUCGGGAGGGGACACCGCCUCAAGAAGAGCUCCCUCCUGGCAGCCACGGCAGUGCCGAGCCUCCUCCCCAGGCCCGCUCGCCAGCUCUCGACGGGCAGGCCCGAGACUUAUCCCCAGGCCAGAGGGAAGAGGACGUCCAACCAGCAGAUCUUUCUUCCCAGAUCAUAAGUACAAAUCCCCCUGAAAACGAGUCCCGGACAGCCGAGCAAAUAGGGCAGGCUUCCAUCACUCCUUCCCGAGGGCCUUCUCAGCACCCUGACCCACCUCCAGCCCCCGGCCCUCAGCCAGACCAGGAUGAGGAAUCAGGGGAGGCCAGGGUGACCCUCGGGCCCCUGUCCGAGUCUCUGCAGGAAUCUGGCCCAACAUCCCUCAGCCCCCAGAGAACCCAAGAUGAGGAAACUGAGUCAGCCAGUCUGCCACCACACAGUGCCCAUCAUGAGCCUCCAAGAGACUCUUCCCACCCCAACGGGGCCAAAAUACCAGGACCACCUCUGGAAGAUUCUCAGCAACCUCUAGAGGAGGGACUCCCAAGAGCAGAAUUGGUCCGGGUUAGCACACCUUACCCAGAAGUGCCACAUCCUCAGGGCCCAACAAACAUGGAGCAGGCCCAGGACAGGGACGACCCGGUGACUUUGCUUCCCAGAGGCCGGCUGGCUCCCUCCAGACUGCCCCAGCCUCGGGUCCUCGCCCCGCUCCAGAGUCGGAGGCCCACACCCAAACUCCUCUCCCCCAGCAGGGAGGGAGCUUUAGGCACAGUCUCAGACCAAACCCUGACCCCCUCCCCCAGGCCUCUGCUAGCUCAGGAAGGAGACCCCAGUAAACUUCCUCCCAUCAGCCCUCCCCAUUCCAAAAAUAUGAGCCCCCAUCAGGACCACAGUCCCCAGCAAGUCCAGGAAGAAAAGGUCAAGGAGGUGAAACUCCCUCUUAUCAGUCCCCCCAUCCAGGAGCAUGCGCCACAGCCUGUCCCCCAUCCCCCGGAGGAAGAGGGGUCUCAGGUGGUCAGGCUCCCGCACAUUCCCACUUCCUUCUCCGAACAGCAGCCGCCGCCCGGCACAGGGGCUCACAGUGCUUCAAGGCCCACAAAGGAAAGGCAAGCCCCCAAAGCAGGCCACUCCUCCGGCAAGAAGAUUUCAGAUGUGCAGACCUCACCCCCAAACCAAGAGCCAGUGCGGCAGACAGGAGCUAGAAAAAAAAACCUCCCUAUCCAAAGAGUGACGAUUAAAGGACCAGGGCCUCUGAAAAAGGUACCCCCCAGAAGCCAUCGGAUAGCCUCGCAGCAGGAAUCCCAGAGUAAGCUGACUCCCCCAGAGGGACCCGACCACCCUAACCCCAGCCCUCCUCAGAGUCCUCAGGGGACCCAGGGAGGAAAAGCCAACGCACCAGAAAUUCCUGAGCCACCCCACACAGACCCAUUGCCUAGGGAUCCCCAGCUACAAGAAAAACAGGAAAAGGUGCAUCAUUCCAGGAAAAAGACCCGUGCCAGCCUCCCCCCAGAUGACCUGGUUCAGAAGGUAGCUGGGUCCAAAAAAGGACCAUCCUUGAAAAAGGAGAAUUCUGAAGGAUUAUCUCAAGAAAAUGAAGCUACCCUCGGUGGCGGUCAACGGCACAGGGGACCUCUCCAGAAUGACAUGUCCUCUGUGGAGUCAAGACCAGAUGAUUCUGCUCCCGGAGAGUAUCCAGGGAGAAAAGAAGAGGUGCAUCCAAAGGGAAGAUUUCAGGAGAGAGAGCCGUCACUGGGGUCCCCAGGGCAGGGCCCCACCCAGCAGCCUCUCAGAGAGACACGAGCACAUCAAGGGACCAGUCAGACCGGAGAGAGUGCUGUCCAGAGGGACGGUGCUUUUCGGCAGCAAGCCAAGGAGAAACAAAGCCAGAAACACGGAGGUGUGCCCAGGGACAGAAGCUCUGCCGCACCCCAGAAUCGGGUGUCUGCUGAGCAGCCGGACAGCCGGACAGGGAGACUGAGUGCCCGAGGCAGUCAGAGCAGCAAGGUGUAA